Molecule: messenger RNA, 5178 nt
Organism: Chaetura pelagica (chimney swift)
Lineage: Eukaryota; Metazoa; Chordata; Aves; Apodiformes; Apodidae
Gene: IGFN1
Product: immunoglobulin-like and fibronectin type III domain containing 1
Exons: 25
Coding region: 1-5178 (1725 amino acids)
Molecular function (GO): protein binding
Source: RefSeq, a predicted model, not a curated record
AUGAAGAGCCGGCAGGAAGUAAAAUCCUUGAAGAAAUCUUCCAUCCCAGGUGUUCUUAUCACCCAGUUUGUGGAGGACGUUCCAAAAGGAUGCAGUACUCCUGACUUUGAGAAGAAGCCUCUCUCUCUGACACUGCAGGAAGGUAAAAACGCCAUUUUCAGAGCUGUGGUCAAAGGAGUCCCAACCCCUGAGGUAAAAUGGACACGUAUGCUAGGGGGAAUGGAUAAUCCUGCCAAAUAUGAAACCUUCUUCAAUAGCACAACAAAUGAAUUCACCCUGCAGAUAAACCACCUCACGACCUCUGACAGUGACCUCUAUAGUUGCUCUGCUGUGAAUGAAUAUGGGGAAGCCUCAUGUUCUGCUGGCCUCAAGAUCAUCCAAGCUUUAAGGAAGGAGCUUCAGGAGUUCCGGAAGCGGCUGAGGAAGCGGGCUCCAGUAACAAAACCAAAACCUUUGGACAAAGAUGCAGUCUGGCAAUUGUUGCUGCAUGCAGAUAAAAGAGAUUAUGAGAAAAUCUGUAUGAAAUAUGGAAUUGGUGACUUCCGUGGGAUGCUGAAAAAGCUGCAGGAGUUAAGGAAGGACACAGAGAGUGAACAAGGAGAGUUAUUACACAGUAUCAAAAACUUCACACACAUCAAAGUCAACAAAGAGGGAAAAGCUACAUUCAGCCUGGAGAUGAACCUGAAAAACAGUAACAGCAAAGUUUAUCUCCUUAAGGAUGGUCAGCGGCUCAGAUAUGGAACAGGGGAUGAAUACAGAAAGCACUGCCUGAGGAGAAUUGGGAAAAAGUAUCUAUUCAUUGUCAAUGAUGUGCAGCCAGAAGAUGCAGGCUUGUACCAAGUCAGAGUGGAGGAUGUACCUGUUUUCUCAACUGCACUGGACCCUGAGUCCAUCCCUGUGAGGUUCGAGCAGCCCCUCAGCGACGCGCGUUGUCCCGAGGACGAAGACGCCACCUUCGAGUGCGUCCUCCGCACGCCCUGCUAUGAUGCUGUGUGGCUGCACAAAACCCACCUCCUCGAGCCAAGUGAGAAGUACCAGAUCUCUGUAACACCUGAUGGCCUGACCCACAAGCUGGUUAUCAAAAAUGUUGGGCCCUCUGACAAUGGCAUGUACACACUGGACACUGGACUCUGCUCCUCGAACGCCUGGCUUAUCGUUGAGUAUGCCAAAGGGAAGAGGAAACAGGGUGAAGGAGACGAAAGGGGGGAGUUGGAGUGGCCAAAAGAAACGUUGCCAGAACAGGCAAAGAAACUUCGACACAGAGAACGUGUUGGUGAAGAUGAUCUUAUGGACACUGGCGUGGAGAAAGAUGGCUGGAUGGUCUCCCUGCUGAAGGGGGAUUUGGUGGUGCUGGUUUCGCUGGUGCAGGAGGAGUUGGGUCUCUCUAUGGAAAGGAUGGUUUCCCAGCUGGGGCUGGUGUUGGUGCUGGUGGGGCUGGUGCAGGAGGAAUUGGUUUUCCCUAUGGAAAAGAUGGUCUCCCUGCUGGGGCUGGUUCUGCUGGAGCUGGUGCAGCAGGACCUGGGUAUACUUAUGGAAAGGAUGGCCUCCCUGCUGGAGGGGGAUUUGGUGGUGCAGGAGGAGCUGGUGCCGGGGGGGUUGGGUCUCAUUAUGGAAAGGAUGGCCUCCCUGCUGGAGGGGGAUUUGGUGGUGCAGGAGGAGCUGGUGCCGGGGGGGUUGGGUCUCAUUAUGGAAAGGAUGGCCUCCCUGCUGGAGGGGGAUUUGGUGGUGCAGGAGGAGCUGGUGCCGGGGGGGUUGGGUCUCAUUAUGGAAAGGAUGGCCUCCCUGCUGGAGGGGGAUUUGGUGGUGCAGGAGGAUUUGGGUCUCCCUAUGGAAAGGAUGGUUUCCCAGCUGGGGCUGGUGAUGGUCUCCCUGUCGGGGCUGGCAUUGGUGUUGCUGGUGGAGCUGGUGUGGGGGCAGUUGGGGGUCCCUAUGGAAAGGAUGGCUUUCCAACUGGGGCUGGUGGAGCUGGUGCAGGGGGAUUUGGGAGUCCCUAUGGAAAGGAUGGCCUUCCAGCUGGUGCUGGUGGAGCUGGUGCAGGGGCACUUGGGGGUCCAUAUGGAAAAGAUGGUCUCCCUGCUGGAGUGUGUGUUGGUGGUGCUGGUGGAGAUGGUGCAGGGGGAUUUGGGGGUCCUUAUGGAAAGGAUGGUUUCCCAGCUGGUGUUGGUGUUGGUGUUCCUGCUGGAGCUGGUGUGGGGGGAUUUGUGGGUCCCUAUGGAAAAGAUGAUCUCCCAGCUGGAGCUGGUGGACCUGGGUAUACUUAUGGAAAGGAAGGUCUCCCUGUUGGGGCUGGUGUUGGUGUUGCUGGUGGAGCUGGUGUGGGGGGAUUUGCGGGUCCCUAUGGAAAAGAUGGCCUUCCAGCUGGGGCUGGUGGAGCUGGUGCUGGUGGAGCUGAUGGUGUCCCAGCUGGAGUUGGCCUUGGUGUUCCUGGUGUAUCUGGUGGAGGAGGAGUUGGGUUUCCCUGUGGAAAGGAUGGUCUCUCUGCUGGGGCUGGUAUUGGUGCUGCUGCUGGAGCUGGUGUGGGGGCAGAUGGUCUUCCCUAUGGAAAGGAUGGUCUCCCUGCUGGGGCUGGUGGAGCUGGAGCUGUUGCAGCAGGACCUGGGAGUCCAUAUGGAAAGGAUGGCCUCCCUGCUGGGGCUGGUUUUGGAGGUGCUGGAGGGGCUGGUGCAGGGGGAGUUGGGGCUGAUGCAGGAGGAGUUGGUUCUCCCUAUGGAAAGGCUGGCCUUCCAGCUGGGGCUGCUGGUGGUGUUCCUGGUGGAGCUGGUGUGGGGGCAGGUGGGGGUCCCUAUGGAAAGGAUGGCCUUCCAGCUGGUGCUGGUGGAGCUGGUGUGGGGGGACCUGGAUCUCCCUAUGGACAGGAUGGCCUUCCAGCUGGGGCUGGUGUUGGUGUUCCUGGUGGAGCUGUUACUUAACGUCAGAGUCCUGAAAGGGGAACCAGCUGAGCUGUCUUGCACUGUCAGUAAAGAGGAUGUGAUAGGAACCUGGUUUAAAGAUGGAUUAAAGUUAAAAAGCAUGGAUGGAGUCAUUUUUGAAAAGCAAGGUCUAGUCCACAAACUAAUUAUUAACAAAGUGGAAGAUAUUCAUGCUGGGAAAUACAGGUUUGAAGGUGGAGAUAUAAAAACUGAAGCUUCUAUUUUUGUUGAAGAUCCUCCUCAGGUGGACAAAGUUCUCCUCAAAAACUUAACAAGUGUCCCUACUGUGGCCAAGGCAGGGCAGAAGGUGCAGCUCAGGAUCCCCUUUGAGGGCCGCCUGCCCAUCGCAGCGACGUGGAUGAAGGACAGAAUGGAGCUGGUGGAUGACACAAGGAUUCGUGUGGAUAAAACAGAGACCUUUACCAUGCUCUCCAUCCCCAGCUGUGACAGAAAGGACUGUGGGGAUUACAAAGUCAGGCUGAAGAAUGACAGUGGGGUCCUGGAGAUGAACUUAAAGCUUGUGGUGAUAGACAAGCCACAGCCACCUACAGGUCCCAUCAAAAUUGUGGAAAGCUCUGCAGACAGCAUCACCAUUCAGUGGAAGCCCCCAAGUGAUGAUGGGGGCAAACCAGUGCAGAGCUACAUUAUUGAGAGUCAGCAGGUGGGCAGGAACGACUGGGUGGCUUUGGGAGAAACCCCCCGGAGCUGUACCACCUUCACCACUAACAAAGUAGAACAAGACAUGAGCUACUACUUCAGGGUGAGAGCUGUGAAUGCUGAGGGGAGCAGCGACGCCCUGGAAUCAGAGGAGGUGAAGGCUGUCAGUAAAGCUACACCUGAUGCCCCAGAUCCCCCUCAGAUUGUCAGCACCAGCAAAGAGACCAUCACAAUAUCCUGGAAAGUCCCUCGGAAAACGGGCACCUCCGGGAUUGUGGGAUACCUGGUUCAAAAGCGCAAGAAGGGCAGCGUGACGUGGCUGCCAGUCAACACGGUGCCCACAGCAGACAAGCAGCUGAAGGUGAGCAAGCUGAAGCAAGGGCUGCAGUAUGAGUUCCGUGUGGCAGCUGUCAAUGCUGCUGGCACAGGAGAUGCCAGUGAACCCUCCCAGCCUGUCUUUGCCCGGGAUUCCACCAAAUCUCCAGGUCAAGUGCAGGACCUUAAAGUGAGCAGCAGUGACUGCACUAGUGUCACCUUGACAUGGAAGGCACCUGAAGCAAAAGAUGGGAAUGUUGUGACAGGCUAUGAGGUGGAGAUACGGUCUUCUGACAGCCUCAACUGGACCAAGUGCAAUGUUGUUCCCAUCGAGGCCACCACCUACACAGUCAAAGGCCUCCAACCCAAGGAGAUAUACUUCCUCCGUGUGAGAGCCCUCAAUGACAGUGGCCCAGGAGAAGCUGUAGAGCUUGAAGCUUGCAUGGAAGGUGCUCCCCCUGCAGCUCCAGAUCCAGUAGUGACCUGGUUAAAGGAUGGGCUUCCCCUUCCAGACCAGGCUACAAUAAACACCCAAGAUGACACCGCCCAGCUGCUGAUUGAAGCAGCCGAGUUCACCGACAGCGGCACCUACACCAUCGAGCUCCAGAAUGGGUUGGGGAAAAGAGAAACAUUCACCUUCCAGGUUCAAGUCACAGAUAUCCCACAGCCUCCUGGACCCAUUCAAUUGGAGGAGAAGGUGGUAAAUACAGUGACACUAACCUGGGAGCCAUCAGCCUCUGAGAAAUGGGAACAUCACCUGUACUACACAGUCCUGAAACGGGAAUCGGAGAAGGGUGUGUGGCACGUGGUGGGUGACCUGAUCUACACCAACAAGUUCACCUUCACCAAUGUGGUCCCAGGCAGGGAUUACUACUUCAGGGUCCUGGCAAAAAAUAACUUGGGAGCCAGUCGUCCAUCUGAAACUGUGAAGCCCUGGAAAAUUAAAAAACUAAAAGUUCAACCUGAAGUCAAACAACAGAAGCACAGGGAAGUUAAUAAAAACCUGCCCCCAAGAUUCCUGGUCCCGCUGAAGCCUCACGUGGUGCCACCGGGCAGCGAGUGCCACAUGAGCUGUGCAGUUGGGGGCCACCCACCUCCCAAGGUGACAUGGUACAAGGACAGCAGAGACCUCUCCAAUGAUCCUGCCUAUUUUUGCACAAACGACUUUGGUGUCUGCUCCCUGGUUGUCCUGUUUGUCACAGAACGUGAUGCAGGAGAAUAUCUGGUAGAAGCCACCAAUGAACUGGGCCGGGCCUCCAGCAAAGCCUCCCUCACUGUUAAAGACACCACCCUGUAG